This is a messenger RNA of Tetranychus urticae (two-spotted spider mite), 2135 nucleotides long. RefSeq lists its product as uncharacterized. Gene Ontology annotation, molecular function: protein binding. Lineage: Eukaryota; Metazoa; Arthropoda; Arachnida; Trombidiformes; Tetranychidae. The record is from RefSeq and is a predicted model, not a curated record.
ACAAACCAGUCUUUGUUUGGUCGCGCUGAAGUUGGUUUGUUACAUAGUUUCUCUACAAAGAGUCUUUACGACAGAUCCUGGUUAAAUAUUCUGAUUCUCUUAACAAACUGUUGUUUCCUCUGAUCAUUUUCAAAAUUUGUACCUUUUAAGUUAUUGAUUUGAUUCGCGAUGGCUGAUUCCAAUACAUCUUCUGGUAGAUUACCGGAAGUUUCUGAGUCUGAUGAUAAAAUGACGAUUAUAAAUAGAUCAAAAACUUACCAUGUCUCUAAAAAGCUCAUUUGUUCAUCGAUACCAUACUUUGAGAAAAUGUUUUGCUGUGACUUAUUGGAAGGAAAAGAAAACACAGUUCAAUUGGAUCUUGAUGAACACAGUUUCGAUUGUGUACUCAAUUGGAUUCAUUCUGAUUCGGUUCAAAUUGAAAUGGAAAGUGUUAUCGCCUUGUUUGAUGUUGCCGAUUAUUUGAUGUUGAAUGAUCUAUCAAAUGAUUGUUACUCUUAUUUUCAUGCCAAUUUCACCAUUGAACAUCUUCCAGUUGUUAUUCCUCAAGUGACUAUAACAUCUAAACUGAUUAACUCUGGUGCCUUAAACACAUUCAUCUGUCGCCAUUUCUUGAAGAUCAUUAAAACAUCCAUAUUUCUUGAUUACCCAGUUGAAACGGUAGAGUACAUCUGCGGUUUAGAUUUGAUGGUUUCUUCUGAAUAUCAAGUAUUGGAGGCAAUCAAUGAUUGGGUCAAAGCUAAAGCUGAUCUUAGAAAAGAAUAUCGUCUUCGAUUAUUAAAAUGUAUUCGUUGGUGUUAUGCUGGAACUGAUAUCUCAUCUAAAAUAAUGGAACUUCCAUACAUCGCAACAAUUCAAGAUAUUGAAAAAAAGUUAUGUUGUCCUGAUAAUUGUAAACUUAACUGCACUUCCAAUCGCACUGAUCAAUGUUUAUUGAUGUUCAUCCAGAGAAUUGAUGCUAUGUGUCUGAAUAUAAGAGUUCUUCAGUCACAAUUUUGGGUACCUGUUGGUUAUUUUAACCUAGAUGUCUCAAUGUCAUUAGAAUUUGUUCAUGGUGAAAACAUAUCAGAUGUUUUAUACGAUUGUGGAACCAAAGGAGUACGAAUUGAUUGGGAAAGCAAGAAAUUCCGUUGGCUCAAUUUUGAAAGUGACGAGUCUUAUUAUCUGCAAAUCAACAAACUGAUUGUUUCCAGUCAGACUGCAUCAAGUACUAUUCUCUACUUGGAAGACAAAUGUGGUGGAUAUGCUGAUGAUCCUUUCAUCGAACUUUUUCAUCUUCGCUCCCUCGCUACUUCUAGGCACAGACCUCAUGCUCUUGACUCUGAUCCUCGUUUGCUUCACUGUGAUCUGCCUCCCAGAGUAUAUGAGCAUGCUCGCAUACCACAUCUGGGUAACAACCGAGAUAUUAAUAAUAUUGUUUUAAUGGGGCCAUCGCGGCCGCGACGCUCUGAUCGUUAUGCAGAUAUGUCUCACACCUCUGGUCAAUCUGCAAUUCGCAGCGCCCCAUCGAUGAUUCCUUUAGAAAAUGACGAAAGGUUACUACUCGAGUCUGAUGGUAAAUUCAUUGUGAUUGGAAAAAGCAAAGAUGACAAGUUUUACGCCCUUUUUCCUGUUCGUCAUCAUGAAUGGUUCAAGAUGAAAUAUUAUGUAAAUUAUCAUGAAAGAUCUUUUAUCGCUACUGCUUUGGGAUCCAAUAUUUUUAUUUUGACAAAGAAACUGAGAUUUAUUCAAUUUAAUUAUGAAAAUAAUUCAUUCAAAAAAACUGCGCCGUUCAAAGAUAACCAACUCAAAUUUAUGGAUUUAAUCAUCACUCCUCGUCAAGACAACGAUAAUAAAAUAGUUUUGAUCGAUAAAUCGUGUGGGAAAAUUCACUAUUUCAACAUUGGCAGUCAAACCUGGACUGAAACGAGUAUCAGCAAUCGCAAGCCGAAUCAAACUGAUACAAAGGAUUACAUUAUGACCUCAACCACAGUCUUUUUACCAUUAGAUAAAAUCAAACCUUGCAUCAAACGAAAAUUCAAUCUAUUAGAUUGAUAAUUGCAAUCAUAUUAUUUUCGAUUUAUCUUGAAUAUGAAUUCCCUUUUGUAUUCGUUUGGCGGAUGUUUUUAUCAAAUAAAAUUUUAGAAUUUUAAAAGGCA